AUGACCAUUCCACCCUUUCAAAUUACGGUCACAUGCUCUUUUGUAUCAGAGAGAUGUAUGACCCAGCAAUUCAUCUCUCUGAUGCAGAAGCCAGGGCUCAACCUGGAAAGAAGUAGAUGUCCAGGCAACAGUGGAGAGGCCAUACUCUGUAUGCUAGGCCAGAGCAGUUCAAGUAUUGAAGAUCAGAUCAAAUUCAUUCCAGCCAGGCAGGAUGAUUUAAGAAAGUUAAGUCACACACCACAGAAGAACUUCCUCACCACAUUACUGACAUUGACACUCUUAUAAAACUGAAGGAAAUUCUGUCUGUGCAACUCAACAAAGAGAAGAAGCGAGGGGCAUAUUAUAGAAGGACCCUUAUCUACCUAACAAUACCCCUUUAUGAAACAGCAACCCGUGAUGUGAGAUCCCUGCUGGCCAGCCUUUGUGAAAUGGUGGAGAUUUUCUAUGCACAAGACAGAAAGCGGUGUCCAAAGUUGAUCUUGAGGUUGCAUAACCUGUGCUGGAGGCAUGCAAUAUUGUGCCGAAAAGUGCUGACCCCACCUAGAGCUCUAACAAGCAGAAAGCUCUCUGGCAUUUACUUCCAUGCAUGUGUAUCACAUUCUGCCUUUCUUCUUCGUCUUGUUUCACAUCGCUCAACUAAUGCAGUGAUGUUUGAGAGGCUCUUUGAGGAGCUGUCUGACAUUACUAAGAAGACUUGGAACAACCGAAUUGAAAGCUUAGUAAGGAAUGCAGUUCUGCACAUGCAAGCAUAG
Messenger RNA from Porites evermanni, 752 nucleotides. Lineage: Eukaryota; Metazoa; Cnidaria; Anthozoa; Scleractinia; Poritidae. The record is from the annotation of a GenBank genome assembly.